Messenger RNA from Punctularia strigosozonata HHB-11173 SS5, 369 nucleotides. RefSeq lists its product as uncharacterized. The transcript is spliced from 2 exons. The coding region runs from base 1 to 369 and encodes 122 amino acids. NCBI's taxonomy places the organism in Eukaryota, Fungi, Basidiomycota, Agaricomycetes, Corticiales, Punctulariaceae. The record is from RefSeq and is a predicted model, not a curated record.
AUGUCACCCUCGUCCCCAAGGGCUCGCACCGACUACCUCUUCUCUUCUCCCCGCGUUCUGGGUCGACUACCGUCCAUGGGCUUCUCCGAGUUGCAGUUGAAGACCAUGAUUCUGCCUGCCGCCUCAAAACAAUUCGGGACCGGUGAACUUGUUCGCGACGCGCAGGACGUCGAGGCGGGCGCGAUGGCGACUGGCAACGCUGCGGAGGUAUCUGUGGAACGCUGCCACUGCCGAGAACCUCAGUUUUCGCGGCUAAAGCUGAACGCAUUUGCCCUGGGUCUCAUAUCGGAGAUGUUCAUCGGGAGCGCAUUGUACGACUGCUGGGUGUCAUGUCCCUUGACGCACGGAGACGUGGGGAUUCAGACCUAG